AUGGCUGAUCCGAAAAACGAAAUGGGUACCGAAGCUGGCACAGCAAUGGACAGCGAAAGCGGUAGAGACUCCUCACUGAUUACCAAGUAUCCUUUUCUGUAUAGUAAAGCAGCGCAGCCGGAACAGGACUCGGAAUACGACGAGUGGGCCUGGAAUCAGAUUUCGAAGGAGUUUAAUGCCAGCUACGAGAACUUGCCGCUGAGUGCCCCCUUCUCGGCAGACGAGCUGCAGUGGCGUUGGAACUUGCUGCUACCGACCAUGGGCACCCUUUCGAAGGCGAAGGGACAAAUUCCCUUUCAACUGUGGUCCCUUGUAACGGAGAUCGAACGCUCGCUAAGUACAGAAAAUUUGGAACCACCCAGGGACUUGAGUAUGGCCCAGAACUUUCUACUCACUCAGCUGCCAUUGGUGGAGGCCAUGACGCUCAAUGAGCGUCGGCGACUGGAAGUCGAGUUCCUCGAUAUCUUAUUCCAACACGAAAUGGAGACACAUGCGUCCGUACCACUGGGUCCCGAAGAGCAGGCCUUAGUCAAGACCGAAUACGAUGAAUUCCUCAGAUCUGUUCGGGUCAAGGAGCUGCCCAUAUCGGCUCUGGCAGAACUCUCGCUUGAUGGUCCUCAGUACAAACCAGUCCAACCAAAAAUCGCACACACUUUUGCCAUCCCAGGUCCCCGUCCCAGAACCAAUCUGGUCAUUAGCAGUGUGUCUGGUGGCCAGGAUCUCAUAAAUGUCCCGACGGCGACUGUUUUCAUACCGAUUCAAGCUUUCACGAGCAAUGUGGUUGGACCCAUUAAUCACGCGCCGGACGUUUCGACACCGCUUGAUAUCAAUGUGAUUGGUGCCAAGAAGGAACCCGUUGAGUGCCCGCCGUCUGUUUCACCACCGCUGGACAUUAAGACAGAGGUGGAGGUGGCCCUUGCGGCCAUUGAGCUUGCCAUUGAGAUGGAAAAUCCCGAUGAUGCCACUCUAAAUCCUAAUCCGCGGUAUAUACCGAUCAAGAGCGCCAAGUACUACACAAAGAAGCUACUCGUUCGGGUGAAGCGCAUUGAUCAGGACUAG
Molecule: messenger RNA, 1059 nt
Organism: Drosophila miranda
Lineage: Eukaryota; Metazoa; Arthropoda; Insecta; Diptera; Drosophilidae
Exons: 3
Coding region: 1-1059 (352 amino acids)
Source: RefSeq, a predicted model, not a curated record